Molecule: messenger RNA, 1814 nt
Organism: Microtus oregoni (creeping vole)
Lineage: Eukaryota; Metazoa; Chordata; Mammalia; Rodentia; Cricetidae
Gene: Med19
Product: mediator complex subunit 19
Exons: 5
Coding region: 83-817 (244 amino acids)
Biological process (GO): positive regulation of transcription by RNA polymerase II
Cellular component (GO): mediator complex
Molecular function (GO): transcription coregulator activity; transcription factor binding
Source: RefSeq, a predicted model, not a curated record
ACGAGGAUGGGACCCUGCGAGAGCGCUGUCCAAUAAACGUCGCUGAUGCCGGAUCCCGGGUAAUCCGGGAGCCGAGGGUGCCAUGGAGAACUUCACGGCACUGUUCGGAGCUCAAGCCGACCCCCCACCGCCCCCGAGCGCCCUGGGCUUCGGGCCCGGGAAGCCGCCCCCGCCGCCUCCGCCUCCUCCGGGAGGGGGUCCAGGCGCGGCCCCGCCGCCGCCCGCGAGCUCGGCCCCCGCGGGCGCAGACAAGUCGGCUGCUGGGAGCGGCCCCUUCUACCUGAUGCGGGAGUUGCCGGGCAGCACAGAGCUGACGGGCAGCACCAAUUUAAUCACACACUACAACCUGGAACAGGCCUAUAAUAAGUUCUGUGGGAAGAAGGUGAAGGAGAAGCUAAGUAACUUCCUGCCUGACCUGCCAGGGAUGAUCGACCUCCCUGGCUCCCAUGACAACAGCAGCCUCCGCUCCCUCAUCGAGAAACCUCCUAUUCUUAGUAGCUCCUUUAAUCCAAUCACAGGGACCAUGCUGUCUGGUUUCCGCCUCCAUACUGGCCCGUUGCCAGAGCAGUGCCGUCUGAUGCACAUCCAGCCCCCCAAGAAGAAGAACAAGCACAAGCAUAAACAGAGCCGCACCCAGGAUCCUGUCCCCCCAGAAACGCCAUCUGAUUCAGAUCACAAAAAGAAGAAAAAGAAAAAAGAAGAGGAUCCUGAACGGAAAAGGAAAAAGAAAGAAAAGAAGAAGAAGAAGAACCGACAUAGUCCAGAUCACCCCGGUAUGGGCAGCUCCCAGGCCAGCAGCAGCAGCAGCCUCCGCUAACAGGACCACUGAACUCUGCCAAGGAUGGCUUUCAUGUUAUAUUGAAUCUGCUGACAAAAACUGUCUUCCAGGCGCUUGGGCACUGCCUUGGGGUAUCAACAGCUAGACAGAAGCCAGCUCCUGCUGCGCUUAUGACGAAUACACUUUUUAAAAGGGCUGUGCUUUUUUAAGGCUCAGUCCAGUUGGCUUUUUUCAUGGACAUCCUUCUCACAAGAAGCGCUUUUUUUUUCUCCUCCCCUUCUUUUGUGCAAUUUAGUUUUAGGACUUCAUCUGCUAGGGUUUUUUGGUUUUUUUUCUUUUUUAAAAACGGCGUGUUUACCAGACUAGCUAGUAUGGCUACCUUUUAAGAGGCAAGUGCCAUUUUGUAUGAGUCAGAGUUUAAGAAAAGGCACUGCUAAGAUAGAAAUCUUGCCAUCACAUUAUUUCCUUAGGCUGGGAAAUCAAGAUGAGAAAAGAGAACAUGGUUGGAAAGCAACACUGAUUGCUAGUAUUUUGUCCAUAAUGUUCAGAGCCAACCAAGUGCCUGGUUGAUUUUCAGCCCUUCAGGAAAGCUGGCCCAAAUAAGGCGUAUGCCUGUGCUGAUACACAACAGGGAACUACAAAGAAACACCCAGAAUCACCAGUAUAUUUUAGCAGGGAAAAAAAUCCUGGUGUUUGUUUCAUUAUGCUCCCACUCUUUUUCCUGGGUACCGGCUCAAGCCUUGUGUGUGCUAGGUGAACCUCUGGCAAGAAGUAUAAUGCCUCUCUAUUCUUUAGUCUUAAAAAAUGGAUUUGGUUGUUUGGGAAAAACAAAGUUUUGGGUUGUGGUUUUUGAGACAGUGUCUCGCUUUGUAACCCGGCAGGCUAUAAAGACCUCAAACUUAGGAGACCUACCUGCCUUUACUUCCCAAGUUCUGGGAUCAAAGGCAUACACCGUCAUGUCUAGCUUUUUAUUUUCUUAAAAAAUAUAAUUUAUUAGCCAGGCAGUGGUUGUACAUGCCUUUAAUCCCAGCACUCG